AUGAAACUCCUUGAUUGGAUGGGAAAAGAAAAUACACUUGCAGAGGAGCAAGCUGGCUUUAGGUAUGCUCGAUCCACUACUGAUCAGUGCUUAAUACUUCAGCACCUAAUUGAAAAGUUCUCCUCCUGCAACACAACCUCCCUUUAUGCUGCUUUCAUAGACUUCAAAUCAGCAUUUGACUCCAUAUCCAGAAAAACUGGUGGCCACCUCAAUAGACUGACGCCUGCUUCAUCUAACAAUGCAGCAAUACUUUCAAGAACACCUAUUGGCCUCAAAAGAGCACUGGGAGCGUUAACACAGUACUGCAAGGAGAACCAGCUAGAACUCAACUAUCAGAAAACUAAGCUCAUGGCAUUUGCCAAAAGGCCUAUGAGCCGCUCUUGGAGCAUAGAUGGCCACGAGAUUGAGCAGGUGUCUUGUUUCAAAUACCUGGGGGAUCCGUUUGAUAUUCUUCACAGGUAUUAUCAGCCCGGAGACAUCAUCUUUGGCAGCAUUGGUUCUCAGAGCAUAAUCCUUUCCAGUCCAAAGGCUUUUGACCAACAACCUCCCCAGAAACUAUCUGAAGAAGCAAUUGCAGUGACUAAGAACUACCAGCACAUCCUGGCCUUGGUGUUUGCUAUAAAUGAGAUCAACGAAAACCCCAAGAUCCUACCCAAUGUCACCCUGGGAUUUCAUAUAUAUGACACCUACUCCAAUGCUGCAUUCACCUAUCAUGCUACAAUGAAACUUCUUUCAACAAGAGACAGAUUUAUCCCCAACUAUAAAUGUGACUACCAGGAUAAUCUUCUUUCAGUCAUUGGGGCACUUCACUCAGAAACGUCUCACCACAUAGCUAAUGUUUUGAGUAUCUACAAGAUUCCACAGCUUUUAUAUGGCUCCACUCCUCAGAGGACAUAUAUCACUGAAUUCCUUUCAUCCUAUCGAAUGGUCCCAAAUGAUAGCAUUCAGUUCCUGGGGAUUCUCCAGUUACUCAUCCAUUUCAAAUGGAUAUGGAUUGGAUUCAUUGCUGAUGACAAUGAUAAGGUAGAAAUGUUUCUGCAACACAUGCUUCCCUUAUUAUCCCAGAGUGGGAUCUGUUUAGCCUUUGUAGAAACAUGUACCCAAAAUUUCAGCUUUGAUGAUGAGGAUGGAGACAUAAUAAAAAAAGGAGUUGAAAUGUUUGACAGAGUUAUGAGCAGCACAGCGAAUGCACUUGUCUGCUAUGGAGAAGCAGAUUCCAUAAUAUUUUUGAGAUGGGUGCUAUAUCUACCAGAAGUGGAAGAUACAACACAAAUGCCAAGAGGUAUAGUCUGGAUCCUGACAGCACAGAUACAGUUCAAAUCAUUUUCCUACCAACGAGAUUGGGAUAUCCAAGCCUUCCAUGGAGCUAUAUCUUUUUCAAUCCACUCCAAUGAGAUACAGGGAUUCAGAGAAUUUCUUCAGGGCAGAAACCCUUCCAGCACAGCAGAUGAUGGUUUUAUCAGAAAUUUCUGGGAACAGGCAUUUGGCUGUGUUUUCCCAAGCUCUGCUUUGGAUGAUGUGGUUGGAGAUAUCUGUACUGGAGAUGAGAGUCUGGAGAAUCUUCCUGGACCUAUUUUUGAAAUGAGCAUGACUGGUCACAGCUACUGUAUCUACAAUGCUGUCUAUGCAGUGGCCCAUGCGCUGCAUAUGCUUUCAUCCACAUCCAAACACAGAACAAUGGCAGAUGGAGAAAGAAAGAAGCUUCAGAAGAAUCAACCAUGGCAGGUCCACCACUUUCUGAAACAAGGCUCAUUUAACAACAGUGCUGGAGAUGUUGUUUCCUUUGACCAGAAUCGGGUAUUAGUGGCAGGAUUUGAUAUUGUAAACUGGGUCACAUUCCCAAACAAAUCUUUUGUUAGAGUCAAGGUUGGAAAGAUUCGUCUCAAAGCUCCAAGUGAAGACCAAGCAGUCACCAUUAAAGAAGAUGCCAUUGUGUGGCACAGAUGUUUUAAUGAGACAUAUCCUGUUUCUGUAUGCACUGAUUCCUGCUUUCCUGGUUAUAGCAAGAAAAAGAAGGAAGGGGAGCCAUUCUGCUGCUAUGAUUGCUUUCCAUGUCCAGAAGGGAGGAUAUCUGAUAAGAAUGACAUAGCUGAAUGUUUUCAAUGCCAAGAAGAUCAUUAUCCAAGCAAGGAUAAAAAGACAUGCAUUCCUAAGCUUGUAACCUUUUUGUCAUAUGAAGAACCUUUGGGGAUCAGUUUAGCUACUGGUGCUCUUUCAGGUUCUUUGGUCAUAGCUCUGAUGCUAGGCAUUUUUGCAAAGCACUAUGACACUCCCAUUGUCAAAGCCAACAACCGUUCUCUCACCUACAUUCUCCUCAUCUCUCUUUUGCUCUGCUUCCUGUCUGCAUUGCUAUUCAUUGGCCGACCUGAGAAGGUAAUGUGUCUCCUCCGACAAACUGCUUUUGCCAUCAUCUUCUCAGUGGCUGUUUCUUGCAUGCUGGCAAAAACCAUGACUGUGGUUCUGGCUUUCAUGGCCACCAAGCCAGGAUCCAGGAUGAGGAAGUGGGUGGGCAGAAAACUGUCCACCUCUGUUGUGAUUUCUUGCUCUUUUAUCCAAACAACAAUUUGUAUUAUAUGGUUGGCAAUCUCUCCCCCAUUCCCAAAUGCUGACAAACAUUCAAUGCCUAAUGAAAUUGUAUUGGAAUGUAAUGAGGGGUCAAGUACCAUGUUUUUCUGUGCUUUGGGCUACCUGGGUUUCCUGGCACUUGCCAGCUUCACUGUGGCUUUCCAUGCCAGAAAGCUACCAGAUAGUUUCAAUGAAGCCAAGUUCAUCACUUUCAGCAUGUUAGGGUUUUGCAGUGUUUGGUUCUCCUUUGUUCCAACCUACCUGAGUUCCAAGGGGAAAUAUACAGUAGCUGUGCAGAUCUUCUCAAUCUUAGCCUCCAGUAGCGGGGUAAUGGGCUGCAUCUUUUUUCCAAAAUGUUACAUCAUUGUAAUAAGGCCUCAUUUGAACAAAAGGGAGCUACUAAUCAGUCUAAUGAAAUAUGAGGUCCAACAUUUCCAGAAACCACAGAGGGAAGAGUCAGACUCAGAAAGUGAACUAAGUGAACGAGGGACUGACUCUGCAGAUGAGAGCUGGCUGACAGAGUUGAAAAGGGCAGUUUGA
Molecule: messenger RNA, 3105 nt
Organism: Lacerta agilis (Sand lizard)
Lineage: Eukaryota; Metazoa; Chordata; Lepidosauria; Squamata; Lacertidae
Product: vomeronasal type-2 receptor 26-like
Exons: 9
Coding region: 1-3105 (1034 amino acids)
Biological process (GO): G protein-coupled receptor signaling pathway
Cellular component (GO): membrane
Molecular function (GO): G protein-coupled receptor activity
Source: RefSeq, a predicted model, not a curated record